AAGAAGAAACGGAUUAAGAAAGCGAAGAAGAAGAAGAAGAGGCGUUCCGGCUGGAGAAGGUUGCUCUGUUGUGGCAGAGCUCCAGAAGCCAGCAGAACCUUCCGCUGGCUGCUGGUCCAUUUCUGGAGCGGCUGUCCUGGUUUGAGUGAUGAAGAACGGUGGCUUCAGCACAAGACGAAGGGAAAUGGCGGCCGUUCCCGAUAAAGUCGAUAUGUCCUUAGAUGACAUAAUUCGCCUAAAUAAAAGGGAGAAACAGUUGAUAAGAAGACAAGCUAAUGUGAAUCGCAGACCGUUCAAGAAGAAAGGCCGUUUGAGUCAAAUCAGGAGCGGAGCAGCAGCGCAGAGAGGAGGUGGCGCACCCCGAGGAGGAGCGGCUGUGCUAAGAAACAGGAGGCUUCCUCCUCUGGUGGGUCGGCGGCGGGGUCAGGGGGUCAUCACCGGGCUGGCGGCCAGGAGGCCCGCCGUCCUGCUGAAACGAGCCGGAGUUCUGAGCAGAUCAGCAGCCAGCCAGAACCCUCCUUUCGCCUCGUUCGUUCAGAAGGCUCGUCCGCGGACGAGGCCCUUCAUUCAGCGCUCGGAGGCCCAGUACAGGAGGCCGGAGGUGCCGAGGCGGCCAUACCGGCAGCCCGAUCCACAGAGAGGCCAGAACGCGGCAGCGUUGUCGUCGUCUAGGAGACCGUUCCAGCUGCGGCGACGACCUCUGCCGCCGGUCCAGCAGACGCAGAGGGAGGCGCGCCAGGCCACAUUCCUUUUCCGCAGAGGGCUCAAGGUUCAAGCCCAGGUACAGAAGACACACCUUCACACUCCUCCAGCCAGAACACGGCAGUGGCGCACGUCUACAGCUGGCAGUGGGAUUCUGACUGUUUCCAUUGACAACCCGACAGCCAGAACUCAACCAGAGCCCCCUACUGCCUGGACGCUGCACCCGCCGCCUGUCAGCUCGGCUCCGGUCAAGGUGGAGACGGAGGAGAAGAAGGUCCCUAAAGGAGUCCCUCUGCAGUUUGACAUCAACAGCGUCGGGAAGCCGCAAACGUCGAUGACUCUGAACGAGCGAUUCCGCAUCCUCAAAGAUCGUCGCGUCGCCACGGCGCAGAGCGGCCGGGGCAGCAGGUUUGUUACAGUGGGUUAGCCCGGCAUGGAGGAAGAGAUGACGUCCCAAAGACCCUCCGUCCCACUCUGACUCCGCCUCGACGACGGGACAUGUGCCGAGUCGCUGUGAUGCCACUGAGAGGGAAGCCUGAAUGGGACAAAUAAGCAGGAUUCACACGGCUGCUCCGUCACCGGAGCAGUUGGGAAUAAGCUUCCAUUUUCUCCUUGAUGUCGGUGUAGUCAACCUUUUGUGUUGUGACAACUCAGUGCAGGGGAAUAUUUAAAACUCCUUUUUUUUUCUCCCCAUUAUGACUCAGAACUGUUAACACCACAAACACUUUUUGAAAAGCAUUUUGUUUUCAGAGAAGACGACUGCGUAUUUGCUAGGAUGGCUUUUGGGGAAAGAAUGUUUUUCUGCCAUGAAUUUUGUAAGUUCUUUAAAUAAAAAGAUUGUCUAAAUACUGA
Messenger RNA from Gambusia affinis (western mosquitofish), 1554 nucleotides. RefSeq names its product UAP56-interacting factor-like. NCBI's taxonomy places the organism in Eukaryota, Metazoa, Chordata, Actinopteri, Cyprinodontiformes, Poeciliidae. Gene Ontology annotation, molecular function: mRNA binding. The record is from RefSeq and is a predicted model, not a curated record. The transcript has 9 exons. Bases 149 to 1129 code for a protein of 326 amino acids. Gene Ontology annotation, biological process: mRNA export from nucleus.